Molecule: messenger RNA, 3243 nt
Organism: Scomber scombrus (Atlantic mackerel)
Lineage: Eukaryota; Metazoa; Chordata; Actinopteri; Scombriformes; Scombridae
Product: thymocyte selection-associated high mobility group box protein TOX-like
Exons: 8
Coding region: 241-1560 (439 amino acids)
Biological process (GO): regulation of transcription by RNA polymerase II
Cellular component (GO): nucleus
Molecular function (GO): chromatin DNA binding
Source: RefSeq, a predicted model, not a curated record
GUACUCCGUUUUGAGUGAGUGAGUGUUUCGCAUCCUGGUGCGGGGCUCUAAGGAGGACUGCGCAUCACCAGAGUUGGUGCCGAAGUUCGACCGUGAACGGAUGUGAGGGAAGAGUGUGCCGAGUAAAACUCACCCACUUCUUUUUUUCUUUAUCUCCUGCUUUGGUGUUGUUUUGCUGAGACAAUAGUGAGUCAAAGACGCUGAAAGUGAUUUCAUGCCUUCAGUCUCGCACAACCUGAGAUGGACGUGAGAUUUUAUCCUGCGCCCCCGGCAAAUGUGGGUUCAUGCUCCCUACCGACUGAUCCAAGUUGUCUGAGCCCGUUGGACUAUUACCACUCGAACAAGUUUGAUGGUGACAACAUGUACAUGAAUGACAAUAACCAAGAGUUUCGGUCACCAAACCAGAGCUACUCCAGUCAGGGCAGAGGCAACAGUGGUGGUGGAGGAGGAGCAGGGGAUGAAGACUACGAGAUCCCCCCCAUCACACCCCCCAACCAUGCCGACCCCUCUCUGCUGCACCUCAUGGAGCAUGAGUCAGGGUACCCCUUCCACUCCCUGCCUCACAACGGCCUGCUCAACACCUACUCCUACCCUGAGCUGCCCGCCCUCAUGAUGUCCAACAUGCUGGGUCAGGACACCCAUCUCCUCUCAGGGCCUAUGCACUCAAUAAAUAGUGAGAAAAGGUCCUCAGCAGAAAUGAUGAAGCCCAAACCCAAACCCCAGAAGAAGAAGAAGAAGAAGGACCCCAACGAGCCACAGAAACCUGUGUCGGCCUACGCGCUCUUCUUCAGAGACACCCAGGCGGCCAUCAAGGGCCAAAAUCCCAACGCCACCUUUGGGGAUGUCUCCAAGAUUGUGGCCUCCAUGUGGGACAGCCUAGGAGAGGAACAGAAGCAGGGUUACAAGAGGAAAACCGAGGCGGCCAAGAAAGAGUACCUGAAAGCCUUGGCCGCGUACCGAGCCAGUCUGGUUUCCAAGACAUAUAAUGACACUGAACCAAAAAGUGCCCAGCAGACCAGCCAGCCCUCCCACAUGCUGCCCCCAAAGCAGCCCCUGUACAGCGUGCCCCCCCAGCCCUCCUCACCCUACCUGGGCCCGCCGGGUUCCUUCCCACUGUCAGACCUCCAGAGCUAUGCCGGGCCACCCCGCCACACCCUGGCCCAGACCCUCAGCCAAUCCCAGAUGCUGCCACCCAGCAUGAGUGCCUCUCCCCCAGCUCCCUUCCAGAUCAGCCCACCUCUGCACCCCCACGCCCAACUCUCCCUGCACCAGAGCUCCCUGCUCAACCAGCCAAUCCGCAUGCAGCAGUCGCAGCCAAUCAUCUCACACCAAAUGGGGCUCCAGGCGCCUCUGCAUUCCCCUCCUCUCAGCCAACAGGGAUUCUCCCAUAUUCAGGCUGAUUACCAGAACAGUGUCGGGGGCUCACAGUCUCCAGGGGCUCCCAACCCAGUGCAUGGCCAGAACCCUGACUGGGAUAGCGAGUACUGCAACAGGGACUGUGGACCCAACCACUGCGGCAGUGGCAUGGGAGCUCGGGACAAGCCUCUCUACCUCACUUGAAGUUGAAAGACCUCCAAAUGUCAGACUCCAGGGAGAUUUCCAACAUAACAACGUCAUCGAUAUAUCUGCUUCUACACCAUUUUGUUUUUCUUUUCUUUAUCUGAAGGAUUUUGAAAAUCCCAAAGACUGCUACAGUAACUUCACCUGUUUGCCAAGCACUUAGAUCGGCCAGAAGCCUGAGGCACUUCUCUUGCUUUUUUUUCUUUCCUUAUCAGUGAACUUUCAAUUUUUUCGCGGGGGCAGUGAGCUUUAAGCUCAUGCCAACAUACUGGAAAUGAAGACCAAAAAAAAAAAGUCUUCUCAUUUUGUUUUGAAUUCUUUAAAGAUGCUUUCUCUUCUCUUCACUCCAUUACUGUGUGUUUGCCAUGGACUGCCCUCAUUGGGGAGAUGAAAUGCUCUAAGCAUACUCAAAGCGUAGGGUCUUGGGUAGAAAAGCUAAUGCAGGAAACUAGAAUAUAGUCACCUCAGCAGGGGUGGGUGUACUUCAGGACAGACUGAACCACCCUGGCUGAGUAUAAGCAAAGCAUCAUUUUAAUGAAGAUAGUCACAAACGCAUAAGACAUUUGUAAAUCAUCUUUGCCCCUAGUAAAGGACUUCCUCGUUUCCUUUAUUUCUCACAGAGUGAUUGUAAAUAUCACCAAAAUGGAUCCCUCUUAUGUGUGUAUUUAGCUGCAGUCCCUUGCUUUCUUUUAUUUUAACAUUCUUUUUGUUUGGUUUUGUGAUUUUCGUGCAGGCAGAUUCAGUGAGGGAAUACACACACUAAAACUUGUGUUGAAACUGUGUUCACUGGUCUUGUUUCUCUCCAAACAAGAGAGAAAUGCGGACUGAAAAAGCGCUCCAUUUCCUCCAGUGGUUCCUUUACUGGGGGAGCUCUGAUAGAGGGUGUCACUCUCUCCACGUGGCCUCAGGACGUUACCGAAUUGUAGAGGUCAAUGAUUGAAACCUCUCCUUUUAGCUCAUCCUCCUCUUGGUCAGUAAGGACCGCCCCCCCCGAACCCCCCCACCUGUAACCCCACCCACCCGUAGUCCCGACACCACUUGUACAGGUGAAUUUAAAAAAAAAAGUUGCUAAAUGUGAAAUGUUACUAAAGAAAAAAAACAGUGGGUUUUAAAGUUUUUGACUAGUUUUAUUAGGUGUUUUAGAAUUGUGUUGAACUCAUCUUUAUCAUUUUUUGUGAAGAAAAAAAAAUUCUUAAGAUAUUUUGUUUUUCACUGUAGCAGGAUUUGCGUUCAGAGGAGCGGUCAUGGGGGUAGAUAUUUUAAUUUUGUGUAUAAACCUGCCAAAUGUACUUCUUUAAUUUGUAAAGCCAGUGAUGAGAGAACCCAUUUUGUUUUGUUGAAUAUCAUUUGUUUUACAAUAUGGUCAUUCUAUUUAAUUUGGUUGCAGGUUUCACAUCUAUUUAUGAAUAAUAUGAAGUAACAUUUUGGCUUUUUUUUCAUCAGGGUGCAUUAUUAUUAUUAUUAUUAUUAUUAUUAUUAUUAUUAUUAUUAUUAUUAUUAUUAUUAUUAUUAUUAUUAUUAUUAUUAUUAUUAUUAUUAUUCAAACAACAUGAUUAUUAGAAUAAUAAAUAUUUUUUCAGAAAUUGUUGUUGGUGCAAUACCGCUGUACCAGCAUUAGAUUCAUUUUGUGUCACAAAUACUUCUUUUGUUUUCUUUUGUCUGUAAUAAAAUGUUUAAAGUGGA